GUUUCUCGCUCGUUAUUGGCCGUCUCUCCUCAUCCUGUUUUGGGGCGUUUCGUGGGUAAAGUUUGAUGAAAGUUUUGGUUGAUCUAAAAGUUGAGGAAAUCGGUUGGGGCUGAUGGAUAAGUGAGCUCACUCAAGACACACACUCCCACACCACAAUGUCUGGGGCCCAGGAGCACAAGAGACGGCGACCCCAGAAUAUGUACUUGGUAGCGUCCGACCUAAAGAUUCAGGACCAGUUGGAAGGUACCAUCCGACUGCUACGGGGGAAUCUCUGUCAGGAGCAGGAGGGGGGAAGGAGCAGGGGCGACCAACUGUGGGUAAAGGUAUUAGACUAUGGUUGUAUGGUAAAGAUUGACAAACAGCUCCUUAUAGAAGUCCCCACCGACCUGACCGGCCUAUUGGAGCCUAUAUCUGAUCCGGAGUCCCGCCUCAAACUGCUCAGUAACCCCAAGCAACUUCACCGAUUGGCUGCCUUGCCCCUAGGCACCCCCCUCUAUGUCCAGAUGGGCCAACCAGGAGAGCUGGCGGAGGCGGAGCUGAGGUAUCGAGGACCGCUGACCAGAGGAAGUACUGCUGUGUUGUUUGGGGUGCAGCUGAAGGACUCAGCAGUGGGUAGAGGCAACACUAACGGUUCGUACAAAGGCCACCAGCUCUUCACCUGUCCCGAAGCCUCCGCCCUCUUCCUACCGGCCGAUCAGCUCAGGCUGCGACGCCGUGCCAACGACGACCAUCACAACAACGUCCUUCCUCCUCAACCUCAAUCCCCCAUUGGUAACAUCAUUGCUAGAACGGCUGAAUCGGCUCCCGGCCUGGCCCCAGUCCCAGUCCUGGCUCAAAACCCCAGCUCCCGACCUCCCCUCCAGGUGGGCCAGAGGGUGUGCUUCCCCCUGGAGGAUACAGUCCAUGGGGGAGAGGUGAGGUUCUGUGGGGCCCUGCCUGGACGGACCGCCACUGGGGUGUUCGUAGGAAUCCUGCUGGACAAUGCGGUUGGUAACUGGGAUGGUUCAUAUAAAGGAGAGAAGUUGUGCUCCAUCCCCUCUUCUCUCUAUGGUUGCCUGCUACCCAUCUCCAAGGUGUCCCCUGAACCGAGGUCACGCCGCCAUACUCCUCCCCUCCAGAACCCCAAACCAGUCCUCAAACCCACCCAACCACCCGCCCCUAAACUUGCCAUUGUAUCCUCACCUGCCUCCACCCCAAAGAUCGCUCUGAUGCCUCCUCAACUCCUCUCAGCCAAACUGGCCUUAAAACCUCCACCCCUCCCCAGCCCCAAGCCUUUCACGAAACCUCACCCCCUUCCCCCAACCCCUCCCGCCUUCAAACCCCAAACCCUGCCCUCCCCGACCUCCACCGACCAACCACAGCUCUUGAAUGGUUCGCCCAGUCCCCUCUCUCCGGGUCGAGGUGAAGGAUUGGACGCUGAGGAGAAUGGAGACGCGGGAUUGGAGGUUGAGUUGGAGGUGGGGUCCAUGGUGGAGGUGAAUGACCCGCCCCUUUUUGGAGUGAUUCGUUGGAUUGGACGAAUCAGUGGAGUUCCACAACUGGUGUCAGGAAUCGAGCUGGACCAGGAGCUGACCGCUGGAACAGACGGCAGUUACCUUGGCGAACGCCACUUCCGUUGCCCCGCCAACAAGGGGCUGUUCGUCAAACUCCGGAACUGUAGGCGGGACUCCAGAUUCCCUGCCCCCGAGACACCGGUCAACCAGGUGGAGCGCUGCAACUCCAUAGCGUUUGCAGAGUGGGGCAGUGAGCGUGUGGUGGAGCACACCCCUCCAGUCCAGGGGGACGAGGCCAGAGAUAUGUACCAGGGCUGGAAGAGAGGCAUCCAGGGACACCUCAACUCCUGCUACCUGGACGCCUCACUCUUCAGUCUGUUUUCGUGCUGCAGUUCAGUAGACUGGGUGUUGCUGUGGCCCACGGACCCCUCAGACGGCUCCCACUGCAGCCAAGCCCAGGACCUGCUACGCUGUGAGAUAGUCAACCCCCUACGCAGGUUUGGCUAUGUGUGUGCCAGUAAGACUAUGGCCCUGAGAAGACUCCUGGAGGCCGAGAGUAGUGAUAAAGGCUUCACCAACCAGGAGAAAGACCCAGAAGAGUUCCUCAACAAGCUUUUCCAGCUCCUCCGGGUCGAACCUCUUCUGAAGAUCAGGUCAGUGACACAGAAGCAGCAGCCUCAGGAGUGUCACCUCUACCAGCUCUUCCCCCCAUCCGUUCCCCUCUCUCCCUCCUCCCCUGUCCCUCUGUCUCCGUCCCUCUCUCCCAUCCCUCUCUCCUCCCCUGUAGUACUCAUUAAGGUGGCCAGUGUUCAGACUCUGCUAUGGACUUCUUUUCUCCACGCGGGACUAAAGUUUGCUGAGGCCCCCUCCUGCCUCCCCCUCCUUAUGCCUAGGUUUGGGAAGGACUUCAAGAUGUUUGACGCCAUCUUGCCGUCACUCACAAUCGACAUCACAGACCUGCUGGAUGACACUCUCAGACAGUGCAGUAUUUGCCAGGCAGUAGCAGAAUGGGAGUGUCUAGAGUGUUAUGAAGACUUGGACAUCACACCUGGUCGUCUCAAACAGUACUGCCACACCUGCAACACUCAGGUGCACAUCCACAAGAAGCGCCAGUCCCACAAUCCGUGUCAGGUGGGUGUGGCUGGGGGUCCGUGGACCGGCCCACUACAUGGAACUCGUCAGCGAUUGGCUCUCUUUGCUGUGACGUGCAUCGAGACCAGCCACUACGUGAGCUUCGUCAAGCACGGGCCCCGCCCCGAUGACUGGCUGUUCUUUGACAGUAUGGCCGACAGGGAAGGCGGGGAGAACGGUUUCAACGUUCCCCAGGUAAAGGCGUGUCCAGAGGUGGGCCGCUACCUCAGCCUAUCAGAGGAGGAGCUGGGCAGGCUAGACCCCGCCUCCUUAAGAGAGUCCGCCCGCCGGCUGCUGUGUGACUCCUACAUGUGUCUCUACCACAGCCCCGAGCUCAGCCUGUACAAAUAACACACACACACACACACACACACACCAAUGUGCCUUCAGGAUUAGUGACAUGCAGUAUUGUACAUAACCACUGUUGUGUCUGUUCAAGUAACACACGCACAAGUUCCAGUAUUGCACCAAUGUGCCUCAAACAAGCAACACAGAAACAGACUCCUACAACGACCACUGCCCAAAUGUGCCUUUCAACACGAAAAACCUGUUUUGCACUCUUCUGUUUACUUUAUCCUUAUGUCAUAUGGAAAUCUGAGAAGAAAAUUAUGAAUAAUUGUAUAUAAUACAUUUAUAUAAUUUAAUUAUAUAUAAAAUUAUAUAUAAUAUACAAUUAUAUAUACAAAUAUAAUUUGCACUUUUUGGGGGGGGGACACAACUUUUUAAUUCCGUAUUGGGUUAUGUUGUAAUGCAUAGAAAGAGGAAAUGAAUAUAUUAAAGAGAAUUAUAAUGAAA
This is a messenger RNA of Coregonus clupeaformis (lake whitefish), 3419 nucleotides long. RefSeq names its product ubiquitin carboxyl-terminal hydrolase CYLD (gene cyld3). The transcript is spliced from 16 exons. Bases 156 to 2975 code for a protein of 939 amino acids. The record is from RefSeq and is a predicted model, not a curated record. Lineage: Eukaryota; Metazoa; Chordata; Actinopteri; Salmoniformes; Salmonidae. Gene Ontology annotation, cellular component: cytosol. Gene Ontology annotation, molecular function: K63-linked deubiquitinase activity; cysteine-type deubiquitinase activity. Gene Ontology annotation, biological process: regulation of mitotic cell cycle; protein K63-linked deubiquitination; necroptotic process.